AUGAAAGCGGUAGUAUUCGAUGGCAAGGGAGCCAGUGUUGACCCGCACCGUCAGGUUCCAAAAUUACGCGAUGACUACAUUCUCGUCAAGCCAGUCGCAGUCGCCCUGAACCCGACCGACUGGAAGCACGUCAGGCUCAAGCGUGCCAAGCCUGGAUGCAUCGUUGGCUGUGACUACGCAGGCGUCGUUGAGGCAGUGGGCAGCGCCGUCGAGAAAAAGUGGCAACCAGGAGACAGAGUCUUCGGGUGCGCUCAUGGGUCCAACCUCGUAAACCCAGACGAUGGCGCAUUUGCCGAACUGGCUGCUGUCAGGGGAGACCUGCAGAUGAGAAUGCCCGAAUGGAUGAGCUUCGAGCAGGCGGCCACACUUGGCCUCGGAACAAUCACGGUCGGGCAGGGCUUGUAUCAGAAGUCCAUGCAGCUCGACUUGCCUUUGGUUACGCCUAAGAGGAAAGAGGAGCAUGUUCUAAUAUAUGGUGGAGGCACCGCUACUGCCGCUCUAGGAAUACAGUUCGCCAAGCAGUCUGGGUAUUCCGUUGUCACAGUCUGCGGGUCUGAGAGUUUCGACUACGCUGCGAGUCUCGGUGCCGAGCUUGCUCUAGAUUACAAGGACAAAGACGUCGGCGCGAAGCUCCGCAAGCUCACAGACAACAAGCUGAGGUACGCAUGGGACACCAUUGGCACUGAACAGACGGCCCAGGUCUGCGCGGAUGGGCUCACGACCUUGUCGGAACUGAAGCCUCUGUAUGGCACUAUCAACCCCCAAAAAUGCCCGAGGACCGACGUCACGUCCACAUCAACAGUCAUGUUCACUGUCUUCGGCAAAGCCUUUGACUUUGGGCCUGUGCACAUGCCGGCAAGCUCGGAGGAUUAUGAAUUUGGCAAGAUGUUCUAUGGAAUUGCGGAGAACCUAUAUACAAAGGUUAGUUAG
Messenger RNA from Phaeoacremonium minimum UCRPA7, 930 nucleotides. Its product is annotated as putative zinc-binding oxidoreductase protein. The record is from RefSeq and is a predicted model, not a curated record. Gene Ontology annotation, molecular function: oxidoreductase activity, acting on NAD(P)H. Lineage: Eukaryota; Fungi; Ascomycota; Sordariomycetes; Togniniales; Togniniaceae. The transcript is spliced from 2 exons. The coding region runs from base 1 to 930 and encodes 309 amino acids.